Molecule: messenger RNA, 661 nt
Organism: Drosophila erecta
Lineage: Eukaryota; Metazoa; Arthropoda; Insecta; Diptera; Drosophilidae
Gene: Cpr51A
Product: cuticle protein 7
Exons: 2
Coding region: 101-535 (144 amino acids)
Cellular component (GO): chitin-based extracellular matrix
Molecular function (GO): structural constituent of chitin-based larval cuticle
Source: RefSeq, a predicted model, not a curated record
CCGGCCACAAGCCGCUCAACGAUCCACAGUCCAAAGUCGCUUGCAGCGAAAGACAUCUAUCUAUCCCCAGUGCACAGAAAGUUGAAUCACCCCAGAAAAUAUGUACAAAUUCGUGUUGAUCGCCAGCCUGCUGGUCGCCGUCUGCAUGGCAGCUCCUCCCCGCGAGGAAACCGAAGCGGAAAGGCUAGAGAGGGAGGAGUACGAGAAGUAUCAGAAUGAGAACGCCCAGUACUCGUUCAAUUCCAAAGUGGAUGAUAACAUUAACGAUGGACAAAUCAGCCGUACCGAGGAGCGCGAAGGAGGCACUGUUCGUGGUUCCUACAGCUACUUCGAUGGCUAUGUGAAACGCCGUGUUGAGUACGUCGCCGAUCAGAAUGGCUACAGGGUGGUCAAGGACGAGAUGGAGGAUGUCGGCAAUGGCCCAACUUUCAAUCCCGACGGCAUCGCCGAAGUGGAGGGAUCUCUGAUCGGAAAAUACUCCAUCAAGCUGGACAAGACCGACGCCGACAAGCACUACAAGGACAUUCAUGCCUAGGGGAAAAUGAACUGAGGAUUUCUAACAUUUAGAAAAGAACUGAAUACUUUGUAGACCCUUAAAGUAGAGUAAAACACCAUCUGAACAAAAAUUGUAUUUCAUCUCCCAAAUAAAAUAUUGAAAAAA